GCCACCCGUCAAGUUUGACCUGCAGGUGCCCGUUCUUGCCAUGGGCAGUCACAGGAGGAGGAAGAGAAAUAAGGAUAAGAGUCAAUUACUUCACAACCCUUGGGUUGAUGAGUCCAACUCAACUGAAAAUGGCUCAACAGCCGUUCCAAUACCAGUAUGCACAGCUUCCUGUGUUCCAAUGGAGAACUUUUGACCGACAAACCCUCACAUUUUCUUCUCAUCCUAUCAUACCACCUGAGCGGAUGUACCCCAGCAAUCCAUAUGCUGACAAUCCCUUCAAGAACGAAGGACUUCCGCUACCAGAACAUAACAAUAAAGCAAUAUCAGAAGUAGUGCAGGAAUCGUCGCCGCCGGACAUGGAAGUGGUUGGUGAAGACAGUGCGGAAGAUUAUGACGAUGCUAAGAGCACAUCUACUGCAGAUGCAGUUGUCGAUGAUCCGAUAAUACUGGACGAAUCAAAAGCUGAACCUGAGGAAGAGAAAGGGGCCGAAUUUGCCAGCGCCGACGGCAAUGAAGGCAAUGAUCACCCUCAGGAUGAUGGUCCCAACGACGGAGUAGACGGACCACACGAAGAUUCAGCUGACUCAGCUGCUCAAGCAGGAGGAAGCAGUGCAGAGGAGGUGCCCGAAACUGAAGAGCCUCCUGCUGUGGAGGCUGCCAGCGACGACAAACCCUCAGAGCCAGAGACAGUGGUGGAGAUAGUCGAAAAGAUGCAGGAGGCCGACGCUCCGCCAGAAGAGAUCACUGAGGUUCUAGAGCAGGCAAUGUCGGAAGUUGACGCAAGGUCUGACGACGAGGAACCUGGAAAGGGGGACAAUGAUACCACUGAAGUGGCAGUAGGGGAAGCGCCUGAAGACACAACUGAAGAGAAGCAGGGAGAAUCAAGCGAGUCUGAGCCUGGCGGUGAGCAGAAAGAAAAGCCUGACGAGAAAGCAGAAGUCUCGGUAUUGGAUGAACCUCCAGCAGAAGACGCCGCCGCAGCCGCCCCUGUAGCAACAGACGAAAACUCACCUGCACAGGAAGAUGAAGUGGCGGAAGACGGCCCUACCGAAGCGCCGGUGGCGACUGGUGCUCCCGAGAAGGAAGACGAGGGUCAAAGUAAAGAGGAUCAGAUGCGCGACACUCCAGACGCGUCAGCACUCGAGGGAAUUGCGGAUGCUAAGGAGGAACAUCCAGCCAUUGAGGAGCCUGUAGAAGAGCCUGCCGUAGGUGACAAGCCUUCCGAUGAUCAUGCUGAGGAUGCCUCGGCCGACGCACCAUCAGCAGAAAAUACAGAGCCUGCCACUGGGGAUCAGCCCGAAGGCAAUGUCGGCUCCUCUCCAGAAGUGGCUACCAGUGACGAGUCGCGGGCGAUCGACGAGAACCCGGCAAGCAGUGGAGAUCCUAUUCCUGCAAAGGACGAUGAUACCGAGGCCGCACCAGCAGAGGUUCAGGAAGAUUCAGCCGCACCCGAAGACGAAGACAAAGCUAUCGAACCUGGUGACAGUGCCGAUGCAGCAUCUGAUGAUACUACCAGAGUGGAGCCCUCAGCUCCAACUGAGGAUAAAGAGCCGCCAGAUAAAGAAACGGCACCUGAAGACCCCGUUCCAGAUGCUGACUCCGCUGAUCCACCAGCUGAAGAAUCUCCCUCUACAGAUACUUCACCUGAGGAACCCGCCGCGGAGGAGCCGGCUACAGAGCCACCUCCUGCGAAAGAAGAAUCCUCAAGUGAGGAGGCCGCACCUAGAGAGGACGCGCUACCUACUGAGGACGAUUCUGGUGCCAAGCAUGAAGCUUCUGCUGAAGACACACCCAUAGAAGACAGUACUCCGGCCGAGGAUGCCGCUCCAAGUGACGAUAUCAAUGCGGAACCGCCCGCCACUGAGGAAGCUGGCUCGCUUGAGGAACCAGCUGAAGAUGGAGUGGAUGAAGAGCCCCCCAAUGAUGACGCUCCGGACGAAGGCGCAACUCCUGACGAAGCGCCUACCACGGACAUACCUGCCGAAGAAGCAGCCGCAGAGGGGGCCCCUGUUGAGGAGGCUGUCGACCAAGUAGUAGAACCCGCGGAAGCGUCAGAGGAAAAGGAUGCAGAAGAACGUCCUACAGCAGAGGACACAGCAACAGAGGGCGCGCCAGCAGAGGCACCACCGCAAGACGAAGCGGCAGCGGAGCCCAUCCCAGAAGAUGCAAACGCUGAAGAACCACCAGCAGACGACGCACCCGUUGAGGAAGCCCCUCCUGCGAAACCUGCAGUAGACGGAGAAGAGGCUAUUGCUGAAGAUGUUGUUGCCGAAGAGGCUAUUGCUGAGGAUGCCAUGGAAGAAGGGGCUGCAGCUACCCUUGCUGCUACAGCCGCUGGGUCUGCUUCGUCUACUUCUAACAAAGGACACAGAGAAAUACGGAGACGACGACGAUAUAGUACGCAGGAAAUUGACUUGCACGGACAUAAAGCCAAACUCGAAAGAACCAGAACUGAGGCAGGACUAUUUCAGAGCGCCAUUGCUAGAGAGAUUGACAAAGCCAUCGAGAAGAAGCACAUUCGUCAUGAAUCAGCCGAGUACCAGGAAGAGCAGCGACAGAGGAGGGCAAGACGAGAGGCACGCAGAGCACAGGAGGAAGCAGAAGAAGCUGAAGCUGAGGCUGAGCGAAGGAGAGCAAGACGAGAGACUCGAAGAGCACAGAAGGAAGCUGAAGAAGCGGAAGCGGAAGCGGAGCGUCGACGACGGCGGGAAGAGAGGAACAAAGGCAAGGAGAGAGCAGAGCCUGUUCCAGUUUCUCCACGCGAAGGAGCAAGCGAAGCAGGAGGUGGAACGCGACCGAGCAGACGGAGGCCAAGUCAUGCGGGCUCCUACAGCGCUGGUAGCAAUUCAGAAGCCGUAGGCCCUCGAACUUUUCUGAAGAGAAUUGGAACUGGCGAGAGUGAUACUGGUGUACCCUUGUUGUUCAGGAUUAAUGACCCAGAACCACCGCGAGACAGGCAUCGAGAUGGAGAAAGAAGUCAUCACCGCCAGAGACAUCGAGAUCAUGACUCUGAUCGGGCACAAGAAAGCGCAGGCGAAGGCAGCUCUCGACAGCAUAAUGAUCCCGGGGGCCGACCGCAUCUGUCAAGGCAUUCGAGCUCGCGGCACUAUCACGACUCUCGUCCAAAACCGAAGCUAGGGGUAUUUGGGAAGGUGAUCAACAGCAUUGUUGAACACACUCAAUUGGGAGAGUUAUUGCGGCCGGUUGGCGCAUGAAACUUGGAUGGGUACAUUGGUCGGCGUCCGAUGGAUCAAAAUUAGGGGACCGGCGAUGGAGACAUGGAAGAGAUUCCGCACGGGCAGCGGUUGUACGAUCAUGGGACAUUCAUUCUACGAUGUGGUCGAGUGGGUGGUACAUUGU
This is a messenger RNA of Exophiala viscosa, 3360 nucleotides long. RefSeq lists its product as uncharacterized. The transcript has 3 exons. Lineage: Eukaryota; Fungi; Ascomycota; Eurotiomycetes; Chaetothyriales; Herpotrichiellaceae. The record is from RefSeq and is a predicted model, not a curated record. The coding region runs from base 108 to 3215 and encodes 1035 amino acids.